This is a messenger RNA of Kockovaella imperatae, 1356 nucleotides long. RefSeq lists its product as hypothetical. Bases 1 to 1356 code for a protein of 451 amino acids. Lineage: Eukaryota; Fungi; Basidiomycota; Tremellomycetes; Tremellales; Cuniculitremaceae. The transcript has 3 exons. The record is from RefSeq and is a predicted model, not a curated record.
AUGGCGGCUAGGAUACAUCAGGUGGAUGUACCUCGUGCUCCUCUCCUACUUGAAGAAGACGGUCAGCCCCUGAAGAUUUACAUCCAUCCAGAUGUUCCCAUGAGGCACCUGUUCAUCUCUCAAGUCGAGGCACAAUGUAUCGCUGCUGUACCUGGUGAUGCUACGCAUAUCCUCUUGGAUCUCUUACCGCCGCACAAGGGAUGCUCCUCCCACCCUACGCAGGACCAAAUGGGGUUCAUCUUUCAUAGGGAAGCGAGGCACGUCUUGUGUGGGUACUGGGCUCAAGAAUGUCUUCGUGUGGGUGGAGUGGCAGAUAUGACCUUCUGGGAUUUGAGUGGAUGGCACGAGUGGCAGGCUCUGGAUCACAAGCCAGGUAGCUCUACAGGAUCCACUCUGAAAGCGUCAUCUGGUCCAGGGAAGAAGGGAGGUCCAGCUGCUAGGAAGCGGAAGAGGGUUUCAACCGUCAAGACAACGUCAAUGGGAGAAGAAGAAGCAUCCUUGAAGGAUGUGUCUGAGGGAUCCAGCUACCAGGCAGCAGCCAGCUUGGCAUCUAGUGCUUCUGUCGCUUCGGAAUCCCUUCGACAAGUGGAAGGUUCUGGGUCAAGCCUCAAAGCUGGGGCCUAUAGACCCAGAAGAGCCAUCGUCUCAGUGGAGCUGGUCGCCAGUGCCAGAAAGAAGAAAGCAUCUAUCAAUCCACCGAACCCUCGGGCUGGCCCUGAAACAAUACGAGCGGAUACCGUCGAAUCUAGCGGAUCCUCCUCCAUCCGGUCUAUCCCCACAUCUUCAGUCUCUCAACUUGCCUCCUCCAAGCAGGUAGCACGACAGAAACUCCAAGAGUCAUCACGACAGAAACUCCAAGAGUCAUCGCCUACGCCUCAGAGGACAGGAAAGUACAAUCCGUCAAAACUUGGUGAAAAGUCCGCCGAUGAGAUUCAGAACAUGUGGACUUUCUUCCUCGAUCACAUACACGCAAGGAUGGGCAUACCAUCUCCAUCGGACGCAGUGAUGGGGAAUUUGGAUACUGUCAAACAAUGUAUGUUGACCCGAGUCCAUGGCAUGUGGUGUGAAGCUAGGUCAAAAUACCCUGGGAGACCGUUGGAUCCACUCAGCGUCAUGAUUUCAACUUGGAAGACGUCUCGCGAAUUCAACCUCUCGCCUUUCGCCAUACGUAAAUACUAUGACGAUUUUCAGGGUCGAGUCAAUGCGGAUAAGGUCCAGAAUAUCCCACUUAAGAAUCGACCACCCGGAUAUCCCUUUCAUGAUAGACCUCCUGUGAACCCCGAGGCAGCACUGUCGAGUAUCCCCGAAUGGACAGGAAAAUACAAUAUCGUUGUCAAGCAGGAACUCGAUGGCUGA